ACCCCAUCGGACGAAUCGAUAACUUUGGCCGGCUGUCAGUACCGAAUAGAGAAGGAACGCGUGUACAUAUACAUUAUUGGAGACAGAACUGAUGUAUGGAAAAAGGGGGGUGGGACAACCAACCAAGGGCAUCGUCGUCGUCGCGCGCAUAUCCGCCCGUCUUGACGCAACUCCGUCGACGAAGCGUUGCCGGAUCGUGAACAGCAUUCGAUCGAUAAAGACAUGGAGUGUAGCCCUCCUUUAGCUUGUUAUCAAAACGGAAAAAGGGGGGAAGCCGGGCGAUGUCGGCCCACCAUCGAGGGCAACCAACGAUCCUGUAUGGGAGGUUGCCCGCAGAACAGACGACAGCUGUGCCAACUGGCGACCUGAAAGUUGUGUGGUGGUACGGUUCGUCGCUGCUGUUUCGACAAACUGCAUCUCUACAGUCCUGUUGACGCAAAAGCAAAACAAACGACAAACGCUGAAAUAGAUUCGGGUACAAAAAUGUUGUCCGACUACGAGCCAGACUUCUUUUUCGAAGAAGACAAGAUGUAAGUUUAUUACAACCACAAGUUUCUAUUCUACGUCAUCCGUUUAUUCCAUUAGCUGUUUCGAAUUAUUGUUAUCUGUCGCAUGGAAAGGGAUCUGUUACUUUGUUUUGUGAACACAAGCUCUUUCCGUUUCCUUUGUUGCAAUCGAGUUUUGGUAUCGAGACAAACAGACUCGUUCUGUAGUCGUUAAAACGAGACCGUAUUACAGCACUUCGAAAAAGAUAUUUUAGAGAGCAGUCUGAACAGUGUGGAACAUCAACAAGAGUGUGUAUGUGUGUUUAUUGUUAAUUUCGUCGCCCCAGUCCAUUCUUCUUUUCGUUCUUUUCGUGCGCAUCAGCUUCGGAAGACAAAACAUGUGGCCUUAUUACCCUGCUCAACUACCCAUGAGAGAAGAUUCCAUGGGAAUGACGAUCACGACAGGUUCAGUGGUCCUUGAAAAAGAUGGCUCCAAUUUGAUUGGAAUCAGCAUUGGAGGAGGUGCACCCUAUUGCCCAUGCCUCUACAUCGUGCAGAUUUUUGACAAUACACCAGCUGCUAAAGAAGGAACUCUUCAAAGCGGAGAUGAAAUAACAGGAGUGGAUAACAUUUCAGUCAAAGGCAAAACAAAAUCCGAAGUGGCAAAGAUGAUCCAAGCAGCCCAGAGCUCAGUCACGAUUCGCUACAACAAGCUUCACGCGGAACCUGCUCAAGGCAAAACUUUGGAUUUGAUAUUGAAGAAAGUCAAGCACCGCCUCGUCGAGAACAUGUCCAGCUCGACGGCCGACGCUCUGGGACUUUCAAGGGCCAUCCUGUGCAACGACAGUUUGCUGAAACGCCUAGAAGACUUGAAGCGUUGUGAGGGCAUGUACAGAGGGCUGGUCGAGCACACUAGACGUCUUCUUCGUUCUUAUUACGAUCUGUCCCAAACCUAUAAAGAUUUUGGUAACAUCUUUUCGACAAUCGGCGUCCGUGAGUUACAGCCGCGAGCCAGCGAAGUUUUCACAAAGUUUGGAGAGAUCCAUCGGCAGAUGGAACGUUACGGUGUCCAGAUGAUUAAACAACUCAAACCGGUACUGGCCGACUUGGGUACUUUUCUUCACAAGGCUAUUCCCGACACCCGAAUGACCAUCGGUCGCUAUGCCGACGCCAAGUUUGAAUACCUCUCAUAUUGCUUAAAGGUGAAGGAAAUGGACGAUGAGGAGCAGAGCUACCAUUCACUGCAAGAGCCUUCCUACCGCAUCGAGACAGGAAAUUACGAAUACCGAUUGGUUCUUCGUUGUCGGCAAGAUGCCAGGGUUCGAUUCGCAGCUCUACGGUCUGAUGUUCAGGUCAAAAUCGAGUUACUUGAUAACAAGCACGUUCAAGAUGUCGUCCAGCAACUUCAGAGGCUUCUGAGUCACCUGACUACCUUUUAUGAUCAGUGUCAUCAACUGCUGGACGGACAGCGUUUCUUCCCAAUCGAAGUGGAUUUAUCUAAGGGUGCAUUCACUUAUGAAUCUGUCAGCGGUUUACUUCAGUCUCAGGAUGAAGAGGAGCCCGAGGAAUACAAUGUGGCCGAGGAAGCUAAGGAAACAUCUAAUAUGGUUAAUAACAGCGGGGAAAGUCAACCUCUUAUAUCAAUGGACUGAAAUGGCGAAUAAGCUGUAAUUGGAAAGAAUCGCACUGGCGCAAGAAUGAAUUGCUGUUCUCUGUCUACGGUUUUUAUCGUCUAAGACCAACGAGAGUCUCGCGGUACUUGUUUUUUAAGCACCAUCAAAUUCAUAAUUGCUAUUAAGGCUAAUAUAAACAUCGGAUGAGUACAGAUUUACGGAAGCCCAUUCGAGAAAGUUCUAAAUAUAUAUUUAAAAGAAGGAA
This is a messenger RNA of Daphnia magna, 2363 nucleotides long. RefSeq names its product PRKCA-binding protein (gene PICK1). Gene Ontology annotation, cellular component: postsynaptic early endosome; trans-Golgi network membrane; neuron projection. Gene Ontology annotation, molecular function: phospholipid binding; protein kinase C binding; protein domain specific binding. NCBI's taxonomy places the organism in Eukaryota, Metazoa, Arthropoda, Branchiopoda, Diplostraca, Daphniidae. The record is from RefSeq and is a predicted model, not a curated record. Gene Ontology annotation, biological process: regulation of Arp2/3 complex-mediated actin nucleation; dendritic spine maintenance; intracellular protein transport. The transcript is spliced from 11 exons. Bases 884 to 2137 code for a protein of 417 amino acids.